Molecule: messenger RNA, 2685 nt
Organism: Xenia sp. Carnegie-2017
Lineage: Eukaryota; Metazoa; Cnidaria; Anthozoa; Malacalcyonacea; Xeniidae
Product: proprotein convertase subtilisin/kexin type 4-like
Exons: 5
Coding region: 181-2400 (739 amino acids)
Biological process (GO): protein processing
Cellular component (GO): trans-Golgi network; Golgi membrane
Molecular function (GO): serine-type endopeptidase activity
Source: RefSeq, a predicted model, not a curated record
GUAUGACAGGAACGAUGGCAUAACAAAGAAACAGUUCAGAUAGCAUCUGUGAGGCAUUCAGAACGAGGCACACAUUCAAGGAAAAAUGGCUGUGUAAACGGGAACAUUUGAACUAUAAUCAUGCAAGACAAUUAGGCAAGAGCCUUUUGUUCGACGAACGACGAUCAAGAAAAGCACGCAAUGUCGGAUUUUAAGAUAUUUUAUCAAAUUUCCUUCGUUCUCCUUGUGUACGUCUCAACACGCAAGGGUGCCCAAUGCGAUUAUACAAACACAUGGGUGAUUGAAACGGACAACGAAGAAAAUGCUAAGCGAAUAGCAAAAAAAUAUGACUUCGAAUAUGGGGGAAAAAUCGGUUCGUUAGACGGUUUUUAUUUGCUUAUGAGAAACUCCGUGCCUCGCAGACGCCGUCGAAGCGUUUUACAAGCAACUCGUAUUUUACGUAUGGACCCAUCUGUGAAAUGGAGCGCACAGCAGAAGAUAUUGACACGGGUGAAGAGAGACUUCCAUGAUCCUUUAUAUAAGGAUCAGUGGUAUUUAAAAAAUAAUGUCUCUAAACACCGUGACAUAAACGUGACUCCAGUGUGGAGACAAGGUAUCACUGGCCGUGGUGUUGUGGUAACAAUUCUGGACGAUGGAAUCGAGUUCACGCAUCCUGACCUGAAAUCGAAUUAUGACGCACGUGCCAGCUAUGACUACAACGGUCGAGACUCCAAUCCUUCGCCAAAAUACACACCACGCAACACGAAUAGACACGGCACCAGGUGUGCAGGUGAAGUUGCAGCAGCUGCAAACAAUGACGUCUGCGGAGUUGGAGUUGCUUAUAAUGCCGGGAUUGGUGGAAUACGUAUGCUUGAUGGUGACGUCACCGAUGCCGUGGAAGGCAGUUCGCUUAGUCAUGCGCGGAACUACAUUGACAUUUACAGCAGCAGUUGGGGACCCGAAGACAAGGGGGUAAAGGUGGAUGGACCAGGCAAGACAGCGAAGGAAGCUUUGAAAAAAGGUGUAAACGAAGGUCGCAAUGGUAAAGGUUCCAUAUUCGUAUGGGCCACUGGUAACGGUGGUGAUUAUAACGAUUAUUGUAACUGCGAUGGUUACAUCACUAGUAUAUAUACGAUUUCCAUUGGUGCCGUAAAUGACCUGGGAAAGUCGCCGUGGUAUGCUGAGCCCUGUCCGUCAACCCUUGCGGUUACAUUCAGCAGUGGCAAGAAAAAUCGAAAUACAAACAAGAAGAUUGCGACAACCGAUCUUUAUCAUAUGUGCACCAAGUCACAUACGGGGACUUCUGCAGCCGCACCACUCGCGGCAGGUAUAUUUGCCUUGGUGUUGGAAGCCAACCCCGACCUUACAUGGCGUGAUUUGCAACACUUGAUUGUUGAGACGUCACGCAUGACGGACAAAAUGGAUCCUGAUUGGCACGUGAACGGUGUUGGUUUUCACGUUAAUAAUAAGUAUGGAUUUGGUCUCUUGGAUACUGCCAACCUUGUAAAACGUGCACGUGAUCCAGGAUGGCGCACCGCUACCACUCAGCACAUGUGCUACGGUGACGAUGUUAUUUAUAAUCGAAAAAUACGUGCGAACAAAGUACUGACUUCCACUAUAACUACUGAUGGCUGUAUGAGUCAAAUUGGUAACAAGUGCGUUACAAAACUUGAGCACGUGGUAGCAUACGUCACGUUGCAGCACGAACGACGAGGGUCUUUGAUAAUCAACUUGAUUUCUCCCUCUGGAACGAAAUCCAAACUUCUUGGUUUGCGUAAGUUGGAUUUCAGCAACAAAGGUUUCAAAAAGUGGCCGUUCAUGACUGUUUUUAACUGGGGCGAGAAUCCACGCGGAACCUGGAAACUAGAAAUCGUGAGCACGGACGAUUUAAUUGGAACUUUCAAAGGAUGGUAUCUCAACUUGUACGGUACGUGUUCACAUCAAUUUAACUACACGGCCCACGAAAAUCAUAUUUGCGACAAAUAUUGCAAGAAAGGAUGUCCAGAAAAUUUCAAGACAGCCUGUAGAAAUUGUGUGAAGUUCUGCGAUUGCACCACGGGGAAAUGCACCAGACGAUGCCGGCGCGGCCUGGUAACGGACCCUCAUCGUCAUGAAUGUAGUAACGCGUCGAGGAGACAUAAAAACGAAGACCUGUCCAAUAUUAACCAGAAUGAAAAUAAACAACGUAAACGUAAGAAGCUACCUCAGUACGGAUUGUGGUUGCUUAUUUCAGCUGGUAUAGCUGUAAGUUUUGGUAUUAUUGCGGGCGUUUGGCAAGGAUGGCUCUACUACAGUACUAGAGAAAAAUUGAAUCGUGCACGCAGACAAAACCAGAUGGUGCAUUCGAACGUACCCCCCCAGUACACGAUGAACCGACAGGGAGAACAUGUAGAUCGCUCAAUCGAUCGGACGUCUGUUUAAUGCAUCACAGGCAAAAAGGCAAUGGGUCUCUGUGCCUGAAAAAGUAAAAACCCACUUUUGUGAGGUCUCCCACGGGCAACAGUACUCCAAAACUUUUGCUUCGUAACUUAAAACACGUUGGAUAAAGUAAAAUGCGUUUGUGGUUGAAAAGUAGUUAAAACCAAUGAACAUGAGAAAUCAUUAAACUAUAUCCUGUAAAUUUUUUUUAAAAUCUGUGCAGUUGUCGCUAAGAAUGUUUGAAAGAUAUUUAUUUAUUUCUUACAUUAAAUGAUUACAUAUUUUUUA